CCACCACCACCACCACCACCACCACCACCACCACCACCACCACCACCACCGCCACCAAUCUACCCAUUUUCACCUGCCUACCCCUUUGUUUUUCGAAGGAUCUCACCAGAUUACACCUGCAUCUGGGAAACGGACAAGUUGGCUUCGAUUCGCCAGAGAAUAUCGGGGCUCUCACUGGUAACCAAGCAGGCCUUAGCUGAAAUCCUCCACUUGCUGCCACGCCUCGAUGCCGACGCUCUGGAACUGCUGGCCAUCGAGGUUGAAAACAGACGUCGACACCUCGGGGAGACAGUUGCGCCUUCUUCGCCGCCUGAUGACCACUCCACUGGCGUCUAG
Mesocestoides corti is the source of this 336-nucleotide messenger RNA. The record is from the annotation of a GenBank genome assembly. NCBI's taxonomy places the organism in Eukaryota, Metazoa, Platyhelminthes, Cestoda, Cyclophyllidea, Mesocestoididae.